Spodoptera frugiperda (fall armyworm) is the source of this 1621-nucleotide messenger RNA. RefSeq names its product palmitoyltransferase ZDHHC16. The record is from RefSeq and is a predicted model, not a curated record. Gene Ontology annotation, molecular function: palmitoyltransferase activity. Lineage: Eukaryota; Metazoa; Arthropoda; Insecta; Lepidoptera; Noctuidae. Gene Ontology annotation, biological process: protein palmitoylation. Gene Ontology annotation, cellular component: Golgi apparatus. The coding region runs from base 143 to 1288 and encodes 381 amino acids. The transcript has 5 exons.
CAACACUGAAAUCUCCUGUCAAAAUAAAAAUAGAAAAUAUAACCUAAAUCUAUUAUUUUGUGCGGAAUAAAAUAUUUUAUUUAGAUAUCAGAAAUCAAAAGCUUUAUUUAUUUUGGUUAAAAUCAAUGGUUUUUUAGUAAAAAUGGUUGUUAUAAGGUGGAAGUUUCGAGGACUCUGCGGAAGGCUCAGAGAAUGUGUAGCUUGGAAAAUAGCACAGGCCAUGUUGAUAUUUCGGUCUCUAACUUACAAUGAACACAUGAGCCAAAGCUACACAAUAGAUUUCUUACUAGAACCUGUGUUUUGGUUUGUUGACAAUUUCGCUCAAUAUCUGGGAAAAGUUUUUGUCUUCUGUGUCACAGUACUGACCAGUGCUGUGGUAGGUGUUGCUUACUGGGUAGGGUUGCCAUACUGGUGGCAAAGAUGUCCCUACACAACGGUCUUUCUAGUCAUUUUUGGCAACUGGCUACUGAUUAAUAUUGUAUUCCACUACUAUAAAGGAGUUGUUACUGAACCUGGAUACCCCCCACCAUCGACUCAUGUUUCUGAAGCAGCUAGUAUUUGUCGCCGCUGCAUAUGUCCGAGGCCCCCCCGCACUCAUCACUGCUCUGUAUGUGACCGAUGCGUCUUAGCAAUGGACCACCACUGCCCCUGGUUGAACAACUGCGUGGGCUACUACAAUGCAAGAUUCUUCUAUCUGUACAUGGUGUACAUGGUUAUAGGCGUGACUUUCAUCAUUGUUGCCGGUUUUGACAUCGGGUACAAAGUUCUUUGGCUGAAUGAUACAGGUGGAUUAUUACCAAACAAUGAUCCAGAUCUGAUUGGUCACCCUGUGAGACUGAACCAAACUGGUGCGUUAGUACCUGUGAAAGAAAUUGUGGAAUACGACUCGUUCAACUCCCCCCGCGAACACUUUCUGCCUGUUCCACCUAUUACUGAGGCUCAACGUAUCGCUGCCCAUCCAUGGAAGAGGAAGGCGGUCAUGUUCAUGGCCAUUACAUGUUGCUCGGUAUUGAUCGCACUUGGAACAUUGAGCAUCAUUCAUGGAAGAAACAUUGGCAGAGGAGAGACUAGUAUCGAGGCUCAUAUCAAUGAAAAGCUCCGUAAAUACAUAGGCAUUCAGUACAAGAACCCAUAUGACUUUGGAAAAAGGAAGAAUUGGCGACUCUUCUUGGGACUUAUUCAAGGUAGAACGUUCAUAAGGCACAUCUUGCUCCCGUCUGGUCAUCUUCCUACUGGAUCAGGAAUUUCUUGGCAUACAGUUCGCAACCCAUAUGAGGAUUGGCCUUAAACGAUCUGCCCAUUUGUUUGUGUUGAUUGUCUGUUGUUUACCAAAGCCGAUCGGUUAAUGUGCUUGGCACUUGUAAAAAAGAAGGCACGUACGCUUUCCACGAUUACUCGAUAAUUGUGAAAUUGUGAUCACAUUACUUGUGGUACAUUGCUAUUUUUCUAAUGAAGUCAUUCGAUUUCUUGUAAGCACUCAGGCCAAAUUAGGACCUAGUGUUUGAUAUUAACGUACAAUAUUUAUAGGAUUACUAAGAAAAAUAUAUUUGUCGUAACUGUUGUUGGUAACAGGGAGUAUCGAAUUACUAGGCGGAGGAUUAUUGAAUGAAAAUUUACAAUU